AAGGAGACUGUUUUGGUGAGUUGAGGAAAGUUCAUUGAAAUCGUUUGUGGCUUUUAAAGCGUUGAAUGUGACGAGUGUUCGCUGCAGUUGACAGAUGAGUCUUUAAACUCGACCCGGGGACGAUGAGCGGAAGCUGUCAACCUGUAGUUCGAGUCGUAAACACGUCCUCGCUCCUCGUCGCGCAGCUCCAUUGUUGUUAGCUUCUUGUUUUGUGCUAACUGGCUCCGCGCGACAAGAUGGCUCGUCUGUUUUGAAAGUGUUCGCUCGCAUUCCCCACGCUCACAACCACAGACACGUCGGUAACUCGUCUGUUAUGACACGUUCAAUAGAGGUCUGUGCUUGUUGUCGUCGAUUAAUUCAGUUUUCAGCAGCUUUCACUUGUUGGUUUCGCCACAGCAGACGUAACUUUGCUCGGUUUUGAAUUUUAAACCGUGGUGACAUCUAUCACUCUUUAUCAGUGUAUACCAUCACAGCAGACAUGUUGUUCUCUGUGGUUAAAGUGGUUUGUUUGACUGGUAUCAUCGCCAACCGUCCGCGUUGAAUGAAUGAGCUUCGUCUGCGCGUGCGCACGGAAUCUCAAAGUUUAUAAACAAGAGGGAGUCACAUGACGACACAUUGUGAAAUAGAUAAACACGCUCCCGUCGCCUGCGGAAUGCGACUAUUUCACGGUGUUAUUCCCCAAAGUCCGCAUCACCGGAUCGGAGCGUUGAGCAGAUGAACGCAAUGGAUCUUUGUCAAUGUGUCUAUACUUAGCUGGCAGCCGUCCCGAUGCGACCCUGUGUCCCCCCGUCACCCCAAACCAUAUCCCUCCGGAUCAUGUUCCCCCUCCUCUGCGUGGGUGGAACGUUUAUGUCAGGAUUGUAAUGUGACACUUAUGUGUAGAUUCAACUUCCCAGCAGAUCCAGUGCUCUAAAGCAGGGGUCUUCAACGUUUUUCAGGCCAAGGACCCCCAAACUUGUGGAGCGAUGGAGCAGGGACUCCCUACUAUAUAUAUAUAUAUAUUGUAUAAAAUUGUGUUUUAUAUUCAACUGGGCCUAGUGCCAUGUAUAAACAUAGCUACCCUGUUAUUGUGCAUUCAAUACUAAGCUAUUCAAAUAUUACACAGGUUCAUAUAUUCCUGUUUUUAAUGUAAACAUGUGCAAGGUACAGGGUGGCCAUGCCACUGCCAUUUAUAAACAUACAUCUUGCAUACAACAGUGAGCUAUUAAAGCAAUUCACAGAUUCAUGUUUUUAUUUUAAACAUGCAUGUAGAAGAGACAGUGAAUCUUCAAGCCAUCUGUGGAUUGCACACAUACUCCCACAUUAGUGAGAUGUCUGACCCUGAUGGGUAGCACACAACUUAUCUAAUCUUGGGCGGAUGGGGGUUGUCGGGCAGAGGGUCAAAUCAGCCUCACAAUAUGUCGGAUGCAUGUUAAUGUGUAUUUAAAGACAUUUAAACUUGUGGGAAAAAAAUUGGUUAGAAAAAAAAAAAUUUGUCUCAUCAACCAAAGAUUUCGCGACCCCCCUGCAGUACCUCCGCGUUCCCCCUAGGGGUCGCGAACCCCCUGUUGAAGACCUCUGCUCUAAAUGACAUCAUGGUGUGGGAGGUGGUGACCCCAGCUGUGCUGUCCGGCGACCCCAAGAUCCACAAGGUCCGGGAGCCAGAGCUUCAGGCUGAACACACAGUAGUGAUGACGGAUGUAGAAGGGGACCAGUCACAUGAGCUGCUCCGCUGUGACGAGCACUUCCCCUCCUCACCUGGCUGCCCCACCAGUGACAGCCACAUGGAAUAUGAUGACCUUCCAGAUUUACAGGAGGUUCGGGAGGAGGCGGAGCCAACAGCGCCACCUGUGUACCAGGUGGGGGUGUGUGUGUCCCACCAGUGUGUCCCACCAGGAGGUGCAUACACAAUGGCACACAGCCCACAGCCUCCUGACACACGCUGGCUCACGCAGCUGGCUCACAUCGCCACCGGGCCCCAGAGCCCCCUGCUGCAGGGGUCUCCUCACAGCAGCUCCUCCCUGGUGUGCAUCUCCAGGAUCAGCAGUGAUCUACAUUCCUACGCCCGGCCUCCUCCUCCUCCUCCUCCUCUCCCCAGCAGCUCCCUGUCGCCCCCUCGAGGCCAUGGGAGGGAGCGUCGACACAGCAGGACGAGCAGUGAAUGUGGCUCUGCCGUGUCGACCAGAUCCUCUCUCUCUGAUGACGAAGACAUGGGCUGGAGCUUCUCCUGGCCCCCCACUGCUUGGCACUGUUUUCUCAAAGGCACUCAUCUGCGUUUCCACAGUGGCCGUAACGUAGAGUGGCAGGAAGCUGAGGAGUUGGAUUCUGCUGAGAAAGACUCCAGAUCUCUGAAGAGUUACGGCUCUGAGGGUCUGCAGCUGGUGGAGCGCUCGGAGGCGGUGUUGUCUGGUCGCGCCGUCCUACAGCUGACCUUUGACCCCGGUGCAUUUGGACAUGUGCCUAUGACCGCCCGGUGCCAACUCGACCACCCCUUCUAUGUGAAAAACAAAGGAUGGUCAUCCUUCUACCCAAGUUUGACUGUGGUGCAUUAUGGGAUACCGUGCUAUGAAAUGAAGGUAGGAGACGUUUGCCUGCCUCCAGGACACAGAGAUGCCAAACACACAGACGACUCACUGGUCUUCGACGCCUUUAGGAGUCACGAUUUCACUCCUCUGGACUCGUCUGCGGUUUACGUGUUGAGCAGCAUGGCCAGACGGCGGCGGGCCUCCCUGUCCAUCGCAGGAGCUGCUUCUCCAGACAGAGACGCACCACAUGGUGGAGAAGCCCACAGUCCCAGCCACUCCAGCUCUCCUCAUCAAAAGCCAAUCAGGGGCCAGCCUGCCGGUGCACAGAAAGGAAGUAAUGCCCCGCCUGUUAAGUGCAAGAGGCCAAUGAACGCCUUCAUGCUGUUCGCCCAGAAGUUCAGGGUGGAGUACACGCAUAUGUACCCGGGCAAAGACAACAGAGCGAUCAGUGUCCUCCUUGGCGAGCACUGGAAGAAAAUGCGAAAUGAGGAGAGGCGGGCGUUCACCCUACAGGCCAAAGCCCUCGCAGACGAACAGAAAAGACUCAACCCAGACUGUUGGAAACGCAAACGAACCAACUCUGGUUGUCAGUGAAAUUAAGGCCACAGAGAUGAAAAGAGGACAAACACAAAUAUGAGAAAGUGACAAAGAAAAGAAAAACCGUGCUGAGCCUAAUACUUUGCUUGGAUAUAAGAUUUGAUAUACAGACGGGCCUUGAACUCCCUAAGCGAAAGAUUUACUUCCGCUUUUUUUAAAGAUUCUGCCAAACCAUGUCUCGGUCGAAACGAGAGGCAGUGUCUGCUUUCAAAAAAUGUCCCCUUCCUCUCACUUGCUUUUAGAAUGAGCUGAUUGUUCAGAGGCAAACAUCUUUAUACUCUUAUCGUGAAUUAAAACAAGGUGUCUCCAUCUUCAGUGAGGACACAUUUCCAAACUAGAUUAAGACACAGAUCAUCAGGGUUCUCGCUACGACUGGAACUCCACAAGUGAUAAUAGGAAUGUGACAAGAAUAUUACAUUAAAUAAGUGUGAUGAUUUUCAGUUUCUCAUGCUUGGGUGGGCGUUGUGGUGCUGUAGCAUUUAAGUCGAAAAUGUAGCAAUUUCCCCCAAAUUAUACUUAUAUUAUAAAGAAAUAUACAAAUUAUUUAGUGCUUUUUUUUUUACUUGUAAUUGAUGUAUUUCGCAAGAUAUUUGAUGUAAUUCAUCCUGGAAAAUGUAAUAAUUAAGUUAGUAAGUG
This is a messenger RNA of Pleuronectes platessa (European plaice), 3737 nucleotides long. Its product is annotated as HMG box-containing protein 1. NCBI's taxonomy places the organism in Eukaryota, Metazoa, Chordata, Actinopteri, Pleuronectiformes, Pleuronectidae. Gene Ontology annotation, biological process: regulation of transcription by RNA polymerase II. The transcript is spliced from 13 exons. Gene Ontology annotation, molecular function: protein binding; RNA binding; RNA polymerase II cis-regulatory region sequence-specific DNA binding. Gene Ontology annotation, cellular component: nucleus. The record is from RefSeq and is a predicted model, not a curated record. The coding region runs from base 1575 to 3098 and encodes 507 amino acids.